AUGGGCACCUUGCUUGAAGUAUGGUAUUGGUGUCUCCACAUCUGGCGAUAUCUCUUCCCGACGGGCCACUUCAACGCGAAUGAAAUACCGAACUUGACAGGGCGGGUAAUGCUCCAUAACGCGAAGGUCUAUAUGGCAUCGCGUAGCGAAGAGAAAGCACAGCUUGCAAUCAAUGAACUGAGGGAAGAGACUGGCAAAGAUGCCAUCUUCUUGCAACUAGAUCUCAGCAGCUUGGCUUCGGUCCGCCGUGCCGCGGAAACAUUCAUGAGCAAAGAGACGGAGCUGCACGUUCUGAUAAAUAAUGCUGGUGUGAUGGGUAGUCCGUUGGAUCUCCUUACGGAGGACGGUCAUGAUUUUGUUUUUGGUACAAACGUUAUCGGCCACCAUCUCCUGACGAAGCUGCUGCUGCCUGCCCUUCUUGCGGGAAAGGAGACAGCUCCAGAUCAUCAUGCCCGCGUGAUUACUGUUGCUUCCUCGGCGGCGCUUCUGCAUGCGAUCAAUUGGGAUGCCCUCAGAGAUGGCCCUGCCCGAAGGGGGACGUGUGUCGAACAUCUCUAUUAUCAGAGCAAGUUUGCGAACGUCGUGUUAGCUCGGCAGUUGGCAAAGCGCUAUGGCUGCGAUGAUAUACUAUCCAUUCCGGUGGAUCCAGGGAUCAUACGCACCGAUAUCAUGAGAAACCUACCGGCUAUCCAGCGAGCAUUCCUUAGACGUGUAUCAUACCCCGCCUCUUUCGGCGCUUUGAAUCCGCUCUGGGCUGGCACCAUGCCGGAAGCACUGAACUGUAACGGGCAGUUCGUGAUUCCUUUGGCAACUGUGGCACCAUGUCGGCAGGAAGCUUACGACGAUGAAGUUGGCAGUCGGUUAUGGGACUGGUUAGAAGAGCAAGUGAAACAAUGA
Postia placenta MAD-698-R-SB12 is the source of this 897-nucleotide messenger RNA. RefSeq lists its product as hypothetical. NCBI's taxonomy places the organism in Eukaryota, Fungi, Basidiomycota, Agaricomycetes, Polyporales, Adustoporiaceae. The record is from RefSeq and is a predicted model, not a curated record. Bases 1 to 897 code for a protein of 298 amino acids. The transcript is spliced from 9 exons.